AUGGGAUAUGCCAUCAGGAUAGCAGAACAGAAACCUUUAGGAUAGGAUAACAGGGAACCACUUCAGGAUAUCAGGGGAACACCUUCAGGAUAUCAGGGGAACCACUUCAGGAUAACAGGGGAAUGCCUUCAGGAUAACAGGGGAACGCCUUCAGGAUAGCAGGGGAACACAUCAGGAUAGCAGGGGAACACCUUCAGGAUAACAGUGGAACGCAUUCAGGAUAACAGGGGAAUACCUUCAGGAUAACAGGGGAACGCCUUCAGGAUAGCAGGGAACCAUUUCAGGAUAUCAGGGGAACACCUUCAGGAUAACAGGGGAACACCUUCAGGAUAUCAGGGGAACGCCUUCAGGAUAACAGGGGAACACCUUCAGGAUAUCAGGGGAACGCCUUCAGGAUAACAGGGGAACACCUUCAGGAUAGCAGGGAACCACUUCAGGAUAUCAGGGGAACACCUUCAGGAUAACAGGGGAACACCUUCAGGAUAGCAGGGAACCACUUCAGGAUAUCAGGGGAACACCUUCAGGAUAGCAGGGAACCACUUCAGGAUAUCAGGGGAACACCUUCAGGAUAUCAGGGGAACACCUUCAGGAUAUCAGGGGAAUGCCUUCAGGAUAACAGGGGAACACCUUCAGGAUAACAGGGGAACACCUUCAGGAUAACAGGAUCGAAACCUUCAGGAUAACAGGUGAACACCUUCAGGAUAACAGGGGAAUACCUUCAGGAUAACAGGGGAAUACCUUCAGGAUAACAGGGGAAUACCUUCAGGAUAUCAGGGGAACACCUUCAGGAUAACAGGGGAACACCUUCAGGAUAACAGGGGAAUACCUUCAGGAUAACAGGGGAACACCUUCAGGAUAACAGGGGAACACCAUCAGGAUAACAGGGGAAUACCUUCAGGAUAUCAGGGGAAUACCUUCAGGAUAACAGGGGAAUACCUUCAGGAUAUCAGGGGAAUACCUUCAGGAUAACAGGGGAACACCUUCAGGAUAACAGGGGAACACCUUCAGGAUAACAGGAUCGAAACCUUCAGGAUAACAGGCGAUAUACUAUCAGAUAUGAAGGGCUACUGGCUGCUGAUUUUCUACAUUCCAUUGUCCAGACUAACAGUGGGUCACCCUGGAUGCUGCAAGUUGACGCAGUCGAACGGCGAAAUACACACAGUGUGUUCCGACUGUAAUUUAAAGGUUGUUCCGAAUGGAUUGCCUGUAAACACUACGUCUCUAGACCUUUCGAUGAAUAACAUUGGGACUAUUUAUAACAACUCAUUCACAUCUCUGCGGAAUCUCAAAUCAUUAUCCCUUAACAGCAACAAAUUAAGAACUAUUCACAGCAAGGCCUUUUACGGGCUGACACAGUUGCAUACAUUAAGUUUAUAUAAUAAUAUGCUUCAUGGAAACAUCGACAGCGAUGUAUUUUGUCCUCUUUCUAAUUUAAUUAAUCUCGACUUAAAAGGAAAUCUUUUCCAUCUGGAUAACGUCUAUCCCGGAAAUGCUCUUGCUUGUCUUGGAAAAGUCCAAUCUCUCGGAAUCGACGUGUUCGAUGGCUUUCAUUUCGGAGACGAAUUCCUACAUUUGAAAUCUCUAAAGUUCAUAGACUUUCUUGGCAGGGGAAAAAUAUCGAUAAAGAAUUCGUCAUUUCUCGGACUGACUCAAUCGCCUAUCACACGUUUAAUUAUAGGAUUUGAAGUAAGAGAGUUACAGAUAGACGCAUUAUCGCCAUUUCGAACACUGCGACGUUUAACAAUUAACAGUGGAAACAAUAUUGGAAUAAGGGAGGUGCUUUCAGGUCUUUACGGCUUACGGAAUACAACUAUGGAAUAUAUCGAUAUCGGAAAAAAUGCAGAUGAAUAUUCACCUAAGGUCAUUUUAAACAAGACCAAUUUUGUAUACUUAAAGACAAUAUGUGUUAAGGAGUUGCAUCUUUAUAAAAAUGGUAUAGCUGGAGUGACAUUUGACGCCAUUUUGUCUUGGACUAGUAGAUUAUGCUUGAAUGUAUUGGAUAUUUCCAACAACAGGCUUGUGACAGGACAGAUUUUUACACUACUGCCGUUAUUUCCUGAACUAACACAUGUGCAUGCGUCAAACGAGAAAACUAUGACGCGGCGUGCACGCCGAUACGUCCAUAGGGAAAUGACAGUGUUCCUUCCCGGUAGCCUCCAGUAUAUCAAUGUUUCCCACAAUGCUCUCCUGGGGGACAUGGCAAACUUAACUUUUGCGGAGGGUAACACGCUGAGUAUUAUUGAUGUUAGUUAUCCAAAGGGAUAUUCCUGCUCAAGAGGUUUACUUAAGGGGUUGGUUCACGUCUCCGAACUUUACAUGUCCGGGAUUGAUUGCUCACGACCCAACCCUCUAAUGUUCUCAAGCAUGAAGGGACUUACAAAAUUGCAGGCAAGACACAGCAACUUCGGCCAGUCCUUGGUAACCGACUCGUUACCUUUAUUCAGUGGACUAUAUAACCUAUCAUAUAUAGACCUGACAGCCAACCAUCUGAAACAUAUAGAGGUGGCUACAUUUAUUCACCAAACGCACUCCUUGAAGACUUUGGUGUUUGCCAAUAAUGACCUGGAGCGUGUACCGAGCAAGAUAUUGGAGAAUAUGUUUGUUUUGGAAGCUGUUGAUCUUAGACAUAAUUCAAUAUCGACAAUAACGGAAACUGAGUUUAAUAUCGUCGAGGAAGUAAAAAAGAGGUCUAAAACUUUUACCAUGAGACUUUCCGGCAACCCUCUGCUGUGUAGUUGUGACAACAUGGAGUUCCUUAAAUGGAUUCUGAUAACGAAAGUUGUUUCAGAUAAAGACAAUCUCACCUGUUUUACAACAGAUGGCGACCUUAUAGAAAUGAAAGCUUUCCUGGAUACAAUUGAUAGCUUCGUUCAGCAAUGUGAAGAGGGGUACUGGAUUCUUGUUUCGGUAGUCCUUGUCGCUCUCUUCCUUCUCGCAUGCGCAGUAGGAUAUAGACAAAGGACGAACUGCUACUGGAUUCUUACGCGAAGUAAAACUGACAAAAGACAAUGCGAAUUUGACCUUUUUGUAGGUUAUUCCCAUCAUGAUAGCGUGUGGUUUAAACACAAUAUGGUACCAGUGCUGGAAAACGCGGACAUAAAAUUCUGCUGUUAUGAUUUGAAUUUUGAAGCUGGUAAAUCAAUUGCCGACAAUAUAGUGGAUUCGAUAGCCUCAUCCUGUCGAGUAUUGUUCUUGGUUUCUUACCACUUCAUUCACAGUGAAUGGGGAACCUACGAGAUGGGCAUCGCCAGUAAAGAUGCUUUUCGGGGUGAGGAAAACGAAAAGGCUAUUAUUGUUUUUCUUGAUGAUAUUAAACGUAGUGAAAUGCCGAAAGUGUUACGUCAGAUAUGGGAUCAAAUUGUAUGCUUAAAAUGGCCACGUGAUGCUGACACUAUUGAGAGUGAUCGCCAAUCAGCAAGGCAGCGCUUCUGGAAAAAGUUAACAAAAUCGCUAAGGAAAGGACAAAAAUGUUCUGAAGUUAGGAACAAAGAAACAUCUGUUUAACUUUUUAUCCCGUUCUGUUUGUGGGAGAAGUCUAGCUUUUGUCGCUGGAUCAUUGAAAGUGUAAAUAAAAAAGUAUGUUUUGAUA
Molecule: messenger RNA, 3589 nt
Organism: Pecten maximus
Lineage: Eukaryota; Metazoa; Mollusca; Bivalvia; Pectinida; Pectinidae
Product: toll-like receptor 2
Exons: 2
Coding region: 1057-3504 (815 amino acids)
Biological process (GO): toll-like receptor signaling pathway; immune response
Cellular component (GO): membrane
Molecular function (GO): transmembrane signaling receptor activity; protein binding
Source: RefSeq, a predicted model, not a curated record